ACCAGUCAGGGAGGUAUGGCUGAUGUUGCCUCCUGUUUGCUCCUCUGGUCCUCUCUGGGAGCACAGCUGACCACAUUACCCACCUCCCGCCUCUUCCUCUCACCUUGCUGCCACCUCUUCCUCCCCACAACCAUGGAGGAGGUCACCAAGGUCGCACCACCUCUCCUGGAACGCCGGGCUCGCCAGCGACAGCCCACAGUUUCGGUCCUUAAAUCCAAGCUGAGGCAGAGUGUGACCUGCUCCGUGCCAAAAGUUCGGUCCACCCUGACCGGGUUCUUCCCCGUUGUACAGUGGCUGCCUAAAUACAAGCUCAGAGAGUAUGUCUGGGGCGACCUGAUGUCCGGGUUGAUCGUUGGUAUCAUCUUGGUACCGCAGGCCAUCGCCUACUGCCUGCUGGCAGGAGUGGAGCCCAUCUAUGGUUUAUACACCUCGUUUUAUGCCAACAUCAUCUACUUCUUCAUGGGGACGUCCAGACAUGUCUCUGUGGGGAUCUUCAGCCUCAUGAGCCUCAUGGUGGGACAGGUGGUGGAUAAGGAGAUGUUCCUGGCAGGUUUUGACCUCAAUGAGGACUCAACAGCAUCUGGCCCUGAUGUGUUUAAUGCCACACUGGGCACUAACCUCACAGCUGGUACAUUUCACAGUGUGGAGCUAAUGGGAAUGCAGUGUGGGAAGGAAUGUUAUUCCAUCGCCAUUGCUGCUGCCCUCACAUUCCUGGCUGGUAUCUAUCAGGUCUUGAUGGCCGUGUUUCGACUGGGCUUUGUCUCUGUCUACCUUUCGGCUCCCAUGCUCGAUGGUUUUGCCACGGGAGCUUCUUUCACCAUCCUCACUGUGCAGGCUAAGUACCUGUUGGGUCUUAAGAUUCCCCGUCAUCAGGGCUACGGCACAGUUGCUGUCACAUGGUUCAACAUAUUCGCCAACAUUCACAAGACCAACGUGUGUGACCUCAUCACCAGCGCCAUCUGUAUCUCUGUAUUAGUGGCGGGGAAAGAGAUCCAGGAGCGCUACAAGGAUCGUCUAAAGAUCCCUCUGCCAACUGAGCUGGUAGUUGUGGCAGGAGCUACACUGGCCAGCCACUUUGGGCAGCUGAACAGCCAGUAUGGCACCAGUGUUUCUGGUCACAUACCCACAGGGUUCAUUCCUCCCCAGGUGCCCAGCUUUAGUUUGAUGCCACAGUUGGCGCUGGAUGCCAUUCCUCUGGCUGUCAUUAGCUUUGCCUUCACGGUGUCGCUGUCCGAGAUGUUUGCUAAGAAAAAUGGCUAUACGGUUCGACCCAACCAGGAGAUGCUGGCCAUCGGCUUUUGUAACAUCAUCCCCUCCUUCUUCCACUGUUUCACCACCAGUGCAGCACUGGCAAAAACCAUGGUGAAGGACUCAACAGGCUGCCAGACACAGGUAUCGAGUCUGAUCAGUGCCCUGGUCGUCCUCCUCGUCCUCCUCUUCUUCGCACCUUUCUUCUACUCUCUUCAGAAGUGUGUUCUUGCCUGUAUCAUCAUUGUAAGCCUUCGAGGGGCACUCAGGAAGUUUAAGGAUGUCCCAGCUAAAUGGCGUGACAGUCGGAGCGAUGCCAUUGUUUGGCUGGUCACCAUGUCGGCCACAGCUCUGAUCAGUGUGGAGAUGGGGCUCCUGGUGGGAGUAGUUUUUUCCAUGAUCUGCGUCAUCUUCAAGACCCAGAACCCUAAGAUGUCUCUCCUGGGCCGGGCCAAUGACACCGAUCUUUACGAGGACAUAGAGGAGUACAAGAACCUCGUGCCUCCACCUCGAGUUCACGUUUUCCGCUUCCAGGCUCCUCUGUACUACGCCAACAAGGACGCAUUCCUCAGAUCCCUCUACAAAGGUGUCGGAGUUGAGCCUUUCUUGGAGCUGACUAAGCGACGAAAGGCAGAGAAGAAGGCCAAAGAGAUGUCCUUGAAGCAGGCCAAGGUAAAUGGGGACAAAAUCAACGGAGAGGUCGUUCUUGGACUCAUCCAACGAGAACUGGAUUUCCACACAAUAGUUCUAGACUGCUCUGCCAUCCCAUUCAUAGACUCGACAGGCAUGGCCACAUUUAAAGGGCUGGUCAAGGAAUAUAAAGAGAUCGGGGUGAACGUGCUUUUCGCAAACUGUAACACCUCAGUCAUUGAUACCCUGCAAGAGGGAAAGUUCUUCGGGAAGAACGAUGAAGACAUGAGCAGCCUGCUGUUUCAUACAGUUCAUGCGGCAGUUCUCCAUGCAAACAGUAUGUUUGUAGCAGCAGAGAGCAGGGCAGAGGACUCCGUGGUGUAGAGCAGCAGGAAGGAGAAGGAAAUUAGGUAUACUAUCUUGCCACCUAUAACAAUACUACAAUAGGUUACGUCUUUUAGGAAGCUUCAUCCAAGAAAACAUGGGGAUACUAAGAGAACCCAAGUAGGAAGUGUUUUGUAAUACCAAGUAAAUAUCUGAUGCCUUGCCCCUCUAAAAACCAGACCACUUAAAGCCUGAUCUGCCAAAUGAGCAUUCAUUUCAACAUUUAAAAUGCAAUUUUAUUGAUGGAAAGAAGGUCAUUGAAUAAAACUAGGUCAUCUAUGUAGUAGAAAGGUGACAUUAUUUUUAAAAUAAUGCCAAGUGACUGAACGGGGUCGUAUUCCCUAUAGCUCUUAAGUGGAAGAUACUGCAACAACUAGGAUUAAUUGCACAUGGUGCCUUCCUAGGCAACUUUCGGGACACUCCUUUCUAGAAACAGAAGCCCCUUCCUCCUCCAGCUUUACUCCACCGAGCUUUUGUUGUAUAAAGUGCCCAGAAUAUCUGAUUCCAACAUUGUAUCAUAAAACAAGUUUUCUCAGUGGUAUUUUAAUAUGAGUUUUCCUAGAAAGACAACAGACGGUUUUGCUUGCUUAGAUCGGAGACGCUCCUUCUUAACCUUCCUCAGUGGCAGACAGAAAAUAAAGUACAGCAUGUGGUUCAAGUCCUCUGCAACCAUGUUUUCUGUCAUCCAGUGGAUUUUUUUUCAAUACAGGGGAUGCAGAAGGAAAUUUAGUGUCAUUCAUACUGUAUACAUAAGCAAGUAAAUUUAUUUUUUUUAUCACAGAAUGACUUGCCUCUGGCAGAUAAUGGCAACAGCUAGUGUCCAGCGUUGUCAAAGACUAACUGCUAGUUCUUAUUUAGCUGCUGGUUACCAGCCACGACAACAGGGCUGGUAUUUUUUUUACCUUGUGAGUUUGUUUGUGUGUCAUCAUGGCAAAAUGUGGUCCUGAAGACACCUGUUGAAACACAAAGACCACAGAAGUGGUUCUUGUGUAACGUGUUUAUUUUCCUGUCUUCGGACAGACUGUGUCACCACGAUAAUGUCUAAGUCAUAAAAGACGCAAUCACAAAAUUUUACAGGUGUGUAUUUGAGGUCACAAUGAAGGCCGAGUUCAUAGACGGGUGUGGUCCAAGCAACGGUGCCAGGAGUACUGGGAAAGGAAGUAGGGAAAGGGGCAAUUGACCCUCUACCCCCACUUUACAGACCUGGUCCAAACUCAUUUCACGAUGCGGCUGGAGUGAUCCCGUUGCAAGACAGUCUCUAGUUAAUCUGGGUCUGUCAUAUAAAACAUUUGUGAUGCUCUGUCGAAAGCAAUGUUUGUUGUGAUGAAAGCAUUUUUCCCUUUCUAUGUCAUUACAAGCCUUUGGCCAAAGUCCAUAAUGGUUCUAAUCCAGGAGUCCAGAGUUCAGACAGGGAGAUUCAUCCACUAUGAACGGUAUUUCGUGGGUUGCAAACUAUUACCUUGGACCUCAAAAUCAUUUCUAAAAGGCCAGUUAAACCCUUUCAGAUUUGAAUAACAGUUGCUGGAAGAGACACUUUACGUAACUCACACGGACUGAGAGCUUUUUCAAACUCAGUCUCACACAGAAAGAGCCUUACCUGCUAACCGGGGCUCAUUACAACAUGUUGUACUUGUACUCUUGCCCUGGUCACCCACCAGUGACAGCUAUAUCUGUUAUAGAUCUGUUCUCAUAAAAUAAAGGAUUUACACACAUCUGUGAUCUCUUCUCGGGUGCUGGACAAAAGCAAGUUUUCAUCUGAUGCUUCUGAAAUAUAUAUUUAAAGUAAUGGCAGCAGGUGAUGCCACGAAUUUUAUCAAAAUACUUCACUGCCACUGAUUUGUUCAAUCAAUUGUUCUGCCACUUGAAAAAUAAGAGCACUGUUUUCCUUAUGUUGGAGCCAAGUGUGAAAUUUUAAUUAAAACAAUUACAAUGUUCUGAAAGUAUCCCAACUUAUGUAUGUUCAAAGGGAUGUAUUUUUUACUUUCACAUGAACAUGUUCAUGUCAAACGUCAUGACAGUGUUAUGUCAACUGUUGAUGAACUGGUGUUUUAAUAAGAUGUAGACAUUCUCGUUAGCAUUUUGUAUUUUCAUACACUUAUUUUGUCAUCAACUGUAAUUUCCAUGUAUUAAUUUAACUUUAAUCAUGAUAAUGAUUACAUCAAGUUUUUGGGGGAGUCUGUUUGACUUUCAUUGUUGACAUAGUGUUGACAUUCAACACCUACAUACGAAUACUGCCUUAAUGUCCAAUACUUGAAUUAAACUUACAAGUUUUUAGCGACGA
Molecule: messenger RNA, 4543 nt
Organism: Epinephelus lanceolatus (giant grouper)
Lineage: Eukaryota; Metazoa; Chordata; Actinopteri; Perciformes; Serranidae
Gene: slc26a1
Product: solute carrier family 26 member 1
Biological process (GO): sulfate transmembrane transport
Cellular component (GO): membrane
Molecular function (GO): secondary active sulfate transmembrane transporter activity
Source: RefSeq, a predicted model, not a curated record